AGGAGGAGAGCAUUUACAAGGUAUCAUAAUGGCACCCGACCUAAUCUGUAUCUAUGGAGGACCCCUCUCCUCAACCGUCCUCCAACUUUCCUCUCAUCAAUGCUUUCCCACUCACCAUUUAAAUAUUCCUCCACCCUUCAUCUCUUUCCUCUGAUCCUCAUCAACCCAGAAAUUAAAAAUUCCCAGAAAAGUGAAAACCAAAAUGAACAUGAAGAUCAUCUCUCUCUCAUCCAUUUUCCUCAUCAUUGUAAUCUCCUCUACUCUCGCGACCCGACCCGAUUCUUUUGGACCAUUUUCCGCCGACCUCAAUCACUCCCCCAACAAAGCAAAACAGCCAGGAGGCGGCGGCAACGAUGGUGGGUUCGGCGGGAUGUACGGCCCGGGUAACGGGUUUGGGAUACCCGGGUUUGGACAAGGGUGGGGGAACGGGAUUAUAGGUGGCGGGUAUGGAUCCGGGUAUGGAGGUCCGACCGGAGGGUAUUCCAGAAAUGGUGUGAUAAGGCCUAGUGUUGUGUGUAAAGAGAAGGGACCUUGUUACAAUAAGAAGCUGACGUGUCCGGCGAAGUGCUUUACAUCCUAUAGCCGGUCGGGGAAAGGAUACGGCGGCGGAGGUGGUGGCGGAGGGUGCACCAUGGAUUGCAAGAAGAAGUGUGUUGCUUACUGUUAAGGAGGUGAAAGUUUGGUGGGACGGGUAUUAGCCGGUAGCCGGUAACACUUUCUAUUAACUACAAUAGUAGUUAUAUGUGAUACAUAUAUAAAUAGUUACUUGAUGGGUGUUUUCAAAGUUCAAUCAUACAUAUUUUUAUGUAUGAUUAUGUAUCGUAUUGUAUGGUAUGGUAUGGUAUGGUGGGUAUGAAGGGAUUUCUCCUAAGUUGAGGAAUUUUUUUGCCUGAA
This is a messenger RNA of Carica papaya (papaya), 894 nucleotides long. RefSeq lists its product as uncharacterized. The record is from RefSeq and is a predicted model, not a curated record. NCBI's taxonomy places the organism in Eukaryota, Viridiplantae, Streptophyta, Magnoliopsida, Brassicales, Caricaceae.